This is a messenger RNA of Hydra vulgaris (swiftwater hydra), 5406 nucleotides long. Its product is annotated as neurabin-1. The record is from RefSeq and is a predicted model, not a curated record. NCBI's taxonomy places the organism in Eukaryota, Metazoa, Cnidaria, Hydrozoa, Anthoathecata, Hydridae. Gene Ontology annotation, biological process: neuron projection development; calcium-mediated signaling; actin filament organization. Gene Ontology annotation, molecular function: actin filament binding. Gene Ontology annotation, cellular component: actin cytoskeleton; dendrite; cytoplasm.
AUAUUUAUAAAAAUAUGGCAGCAUUUAAUGUUUUAACUAGCCUUUUCCAAAGUUGCGGGGGCCACUACGAUGGAGAAUGUCGUCUAUUUUUAUUUGUUAUUUUUUUUAUCGUUGUUCAUUUCUUUUACUGAACUUUUCGCUUUAUGAUAGAUUAGUAUGAUAUUUUUCAAUAACUAUUAAUAGUUUUAAACAAGUAAAUGGCUAACGAUCUAUAUCAUGAUGCCUUAAAAGACAGUGACAGAUUAUUGAAGAGCAAUCCAAGGUCAUACAAUAAAAACGACGGUUCUAGUAGUAGCAAUUUUCAGUAUAAAAACUUGCUUCAUGCACUUAAACCAAAAGAAAGCAGUAAUAACGCACACAUUCAAUCCGAUAAAAAUAAUAAAGUUGGAAAUGAACUUGAAGGAUCUUUAAAAUUAUUUGAUACUGGAAGACACACUGUAAUGACUCCUCACAACAACAAUAUUUCCAAAAAUUUUGCUGAUAAGAGUCCAAAUACUAAUAGUUAUUUAUCUAAUAAUACAGAUAAUAAUACUGAAAAAUUAGAACACAAUGUCGAUGUCGGAAAAUUGCGUUCUAUUUUUGACAAAUCUAAAGAAUCAAAUAGUGUUCAAUUAAGGACAGGACAAACAAGGCGAAAUGAAAGGCCUUAUUCUGAAAUUUUAACCAAAAAAGAAAUGAACUUAGCCCAUAACACAAGUUUUAGUACAAUUAAAGAACCUGUUUUAAAAACAAAAUUAGACAUUGAUAAAAUAUUAGUAACUAAUGUUCCUGGAUCUAUUAGCGAAACAGGAAAUCAAAAAAGUAGCAAUAUUGAUGAUGAAAAUAAAUUUUCCUCUGUUGGAGCAAGUAAAAUUGAUGUAAACUCUAUUCUAGCACCUUCUCCUACUCCACAAGAAUCAGAUAUGGUUGAUGGAUCUGAGGUCAAAAAAGAAUUACAUGUUAAUAAAAAUGUGCUUCCUAUGGAAAAUGUUAUCCGGCUAGAUCGUUUGAAAAAAAUUGAACAAGAUAACUUAGUCAAUAUUAAAAGAAAAUCUCUCAAAGAGCGUUUAGAUGAUAUUCUCACUGAAGAUGAAAAGCAAAUAUCAAUGGUAUCAAAACCAAUAACAUCUGAAAAUAUAAAAGUACAAAGUUCUAAAUUGAGUCAACAUAAGCAUGGAGAAGAAAUAUUACAGGAAGGUAAGCUAUCUACUAAAAUUGAUGUUUCAGAAAGUGUUCAAUGUGAUCCUGUUUAUAAGCAAUUUAAUGUUAAUAAUGAUGCAGCACCACAUAUAUGUAACGGUGAUUCUCAUGCAAAAGAUGCUGAAAAUUUGAAUAAAAAGAAAAGUGCGUUAGAACGAUUUGAUGAAUUUAUAAGUCAUGAAGUUCCUUUGUUAGAUUCAUCUAUUAAAAUUGAAAGCAAUGAAAAUAUUGUUGAUUUAACGAAUAAUGAAAAAAUCAUAGUAACAUCCAUAGAAACAGAUAGCAGUGAAACUGACUCAAAUGAUGGUUUUUUAAAUUCUUUGGACCUAAAUAUAAAUCCAUUUAAGAAACAACCUUUUAAUAAUUUACGUUCUUCACUCGAAAAUAUAUCCAUAUUACCUGAUAAGUUAAAAAAAAAUUCAGAAGAGAAUCAAUACAACCUUGAAGAUCCUAAAAGGACAAUUGAUGAGAUUGAUGAUUUGAAUUCAUCAUUUAAUAUACCUGAUUCAUCUUGUGAUUCUUGUAGUGAUCGUGUUAGUGACACUGAAGAGGAUGUUUCAGAAAAUGAUCUGGAAAACAUGUUACCUCCACCACCUGCAAAAUCAAACUUGUCAUCUAACACUAAAAAUAGACCCAAAAAGAAUGUUUUGUUUCGUGAUGAAAAUUUGAUUGAUUCAAUUCUUACAUAUGGUGCAGCUGAGUAUGACCGUGCUAAUGCUGAUAUUGAUCCAAUUGCAUCAUCUGCAGAAUGGGAGUUAGAAAAGCGCGUUGAUAAAAUGGAUGUUUUUUCAGUUGAUUUACAGAAAGAUGGAAAAGGCUUGGGUUUGAGCAUAAUAGGAUUAGGGGUUGGUACAGAAACUGGAGUUGAAAAGCUAGGUAUAUUUGUGAAAACUCUCACUGAGAAUGGUGCAUCACAAAAAGAUGGGAGGAUUCAAGUGAACGAUCAAAUCUUAGAAGUAAAUGGUAUUUCAUUAGUUGGAGUUACACAACAGUUUGCUGCACAAACACUUAAAAAUACCAGUGGAACAGUAAGGUUUCUAAUGGGCCGUGAUAAGUCACGCCGAACAAAUUUAGCCCCUGGUUCUCCAUUAGCUGAUAACCCUGAAAUACAGCAUUUUAUUCAAGAUAUGAAUAAUGUCAUUCAUCAAAUGGAAGAAGUUGAGAAACGUGCAAUAUAUGCUGAAAAUUUAGUUGAAGAUGUUAAACAAGAGCUGUUAAAGGCUGAGGAAAGAGCUCAUGCAGCUGAACAAGCUUUAGAAGAAAUGAAAGAAAAAUUGACUGCUGCAAGCGAGUCACCUUUUGUUAGUGGCAACAGAAAACUUAAAAAUGAAAUUAAAAUCAAGAAAGUUCCAAAGAAUGAUAAAGUUGAAGAGCUUCAAAAAAGUCUCAAGGAUGCAAAUGACAAAUUAAGUGCAUCUCAGGAGAGCUUGCUUCAACUUUCAUCUGCAGAGAAUGAGCUUAAAGAGUUGAACCUUAAGAUGGAUAAAACUGCAUCUUUGUUGAAAAGUUCACAGGAAGUUACGGCUUCUCUUCAAAUUGAAUUGACUAAUAAGAAUAAUGAACUUGAUCAAUCUAUGAAAGAAAAUCAGAAACUUAAAGAACUCGCUGAGAAGUUAAAAAGUGACUUAGAUAAUGAAAAGGCAUUGUUUUUGCAAAAGGAAAGUCAUUAUAAUGAGGAGUCGGAAAAAUUUGAAAAACUGUUUAAUGAGAAGUAUAACAAACUUUAUGAAAAGUAUCAAACAAUGAAGAAGAAAUUAAAAACCUAUAAAAAUGACAACCAGCAGGCAUUAGAGAAUAUUUCUCAUCUUAAACAACAGCUGCAAGAUUAUGAUGCCAACAUAUUAAACUCAUUAAGAACAGAACUAGAUGAUUACAAGCUUAAAAACACAAAGAAUUUAGACGAAAUAAAUUCACUAAAAUCUCAAGCUAAAGUUUUAGAAGAUUUAUCAACUGAAAAAAAUAAAUAUUUGUUGAAUAAAAUUAAUUUAUUGGAAGAAGAAAUAGCAGUGUACAAGAACCAAAGAGAUAAGGUUCCUUCUCCACAACUCUCAUCACAGCUGUCAACAAAUUUACCUUUUAAUUAUAUUAAAGAUGAAUUAACUUCAAAGCAAGACUAUGUUGAUGGUGUUGAUAGUGGUACAUUAAUAAAUGAAGAAAUAAACCAGGAAGACUCAAUGAAACUUCUUUCAAUCGAUAAAUCUGAAAAAUUAGGUGAUGUAAGCCAAGAAGUUAUGUCAGGAAAUUUUAACAGUCUACCUGAAGACAAUGUUGAUUCUGGUUGUAAUGAUGAAGGGCAGUUUCUUAUCAUUAAAGAAAAUGUUGAAGAUGAAAUGUUUUUACCUCCUCGAAGUAAUUUAGUUUUUAAUCAUACUGCAUCUCCUAUAAAACUUGACUCUUUAGACAGUGAAUGGAAACAGAUUAAUAUUGAUAAAAAAGCUGAUGAGAUUGCUUCGAUGGUUAUGAGUCAUUCACCAAUAAGAAAAUCAACGAACUCUUCAGAAAAUAGUUCUUCAGAAGAUGAGAAUGAAUCAAAUUUAUCUACUAAUAAUUUGGAUACUUCAACUGAUCAUGUGCAAAGUACAAAAAUGGAUAUGUCAUACUUGCGAAGAUCUAUGCUAGCUGAAGGAAUUGAUCUUGAAGCUGAAGGAAUUGAGGAUUCUGCUCUUGAUAGUCAAAAUAUUAGUCUUGAAUCUACAAUUAAUGUAUCAAAUGUUCAAGAUGCGUUGUUAAGACGUAACAGUUUUUCAGCUUCUCCAGAAACAGAGGUAACUGACAAAAAAAAAAAAACAACACAGGGAACUCAAGGAACAUUAGCAUUGAGUGAAAAUAAUCUUGGUAAAGAUAAGUCUGUUGAACUCACAAAUGCAGCAUUUGGUAAUCAAGCAGGCAAAAGUUUGUUCUCACCAAUUGCUACUUCAAUGCCAAAUCUUGCUGAGCCUUUAGAGAAGACUGAAAAAAAUAAAUCUUCUAAGUUUGGUUUUCAUCUUCCUAAAGUGUUUAAAAAAAACAAGAAAGGAGUAUUUCACAGUAAUUUAAGCUUAUCACCAAAAAGCAAUAACUCUCAUACUGAUCCUGUUGAAAAUAUUGAGUUUAAAACUAAUGGCAAAAUUAAAGCUGUAAAUGAGUCUUUAAAUGAUGUUAUUGAUCAAGAAAAAGCAAAUGAUUUAGCAACUGAUGAAGCAGUGGUACCGUUUGCUGAUAAAGAAUCUUCUAUGGCCGCUGAUCUUUUUGAGAAAACUGAUAUCAGCUCACCCCAAUUGAACAAAGAUAAUUCGGACCAUUUUUUUAAAGUUUAUGAAAGAGCUAUUGAUGUAGCUGUUGAUGACUUAGAUGGUAAAAACGAAGAUGGAACAUAUGGCUAUCGUAAAGAUCCUUUUGACUGGGAUAUCAGACAGGUUGGUUUGUUUUUGGUGGAAAAUCACCUACCACAAUAUGUUGAUUCUUUUCAAAAGUUUAAUGUAGAUGGCCAAGUUCUUCUUGCAGUUAAAGGCAGUUUGCUCAAAGAAUAUGGAGUUGCGAAUAGUGAACACCGCAGUUUAAUCAAGAAAAAAGUUAAAGAAUUACGCAGCUUGCACGGUUCAUUUAACAAAGGUAAAAGAGAUAGCAAAAGUAGAGUAUCUUUUUGGAAAGGUAAAUACAAGGUUACUAACUAAGUUUUUCGAAAAUUUUCUGUCAAAAUAUUUCGGCAAGUUAAGCUCUUUAUGAUAUGGUGAAAGUAAUACUAGCUAUACAGUUUCGUAUACCCAUCUCACUGAUAUUCAACACCUAAAAAUACUUCUAUGAAAAUAAUAGUUUUAGAAGUAUAUUUCGUAUGAUUUAUUUAAUAUUUUAUUACAAUUAAAAGUUAAAUAAAGUUCUGAAUAAAUUAAUAAACCUAAUUUAGGUUAGCUUCGAAUAUUUCAAAGCUAAAAAUAUUCUUUGCAUUAUUUAAAUAUAGUUCUGUUUCAAAAAUUUUGAAAAUUUUAUGAAGUGAUAUCGAUCUUUUCUGUUUUUUUCUCAUUUCAUUAAAAAAAUUUUCUCAUUUUCUCAUUUCAAUUUUUUCUCAAAAUUUUAAAACUUUUUUUUUUUGCUUUUUUUCUUUUGUUUUGUUCAUUUCUAAUGUAUGGUUCAAAAUGUUUUUUGAUAUUUUCUAAUGAAGUUAUUUUCCCAGAAUGUUAUAGUUUGUAUGUUUUACAAUUUCCACUAAAUGUAUUUGUUUAUAAUAUACUAUUUAUACGCAUUUUUGUA